This is a messenger RNA of Aspergillus tanneri, 324 nucleotides long. RefSeq lists its product as uncharacterized. The transcript is spliced from 2 exons. The record is from RefSeq and is a predicted model, not a curated record. Lineage: Eukaryota; Fungi; Ascomycota; Eurotiomycetes; Eurotiales; Aspergillaceae. The coding region runs from base 1 to 324 and encodes 107 amino acids.
AUGAACACUCAACAAAGAUACAAGGAUUUUGAGGAUACGGGGUUUACCAUCGAGGGAACCACCCAUUACCAAUAUCGACUACUUGGUCAUUUACAUGCUAAAAUAAUUGUCAUUACUGCCAGCGUCACCACCAACGUAAGCACUACACAGCCCCUGACGGCACCUCUUACCUCACCGUCUGAGUACUCCCUCUACACCAACUGUCUGGGCACCUCCCGUGUUCACCUGCCCAAUGUUCUUGUUGCGUAUUAUGGCUUGGUCGUGGCCGUAGCCUCUUCCGGCGCCUGUUUUGUGACCCCCGUCGCUGCAGAACCCACCGCUUGA